Molecule: messenger RNA, 1883 nt
Organism: Mycetomoellerius zeteki
Lineage: Eukaryota; Metazoa; Arthropoda; Insecta; Hymenoptera; Formicidae
Gene: TfIIFalpha
Product: transcription factor IIFalpha
Exons: 7
Coding region: 138-1745 (535 amino acids)
Biological process (GO): transcription initiation at RNA polymerase II promoter; positive regulation of transcription elongation by RNA polymerase II
Cellular component (GO): transcription factor TFIIF complex; nucleus
Molecular function (GO): DNA binding; TFIIF-class transcription factor complex binding; RNA polymerase II general transcription initiation factor activity
Source: RefSeq, a predicted model, not a curated record
UUUGCGAACAGAUGUUUGUAGAUUUUGUUGAGGUUAAUAUUGGGGUUAAUUAUAGAAAUCAGAAAUGAUCAGAAAUACGUUCGUUUAAAUCGUAAAUGCAGUGUUAUAAAUCAUAAAGUUUUUAUUAAAUUACAAUAAUGAAUUCAAAUGCAGUUUCAAAGUCCUCACUUACACCAUCCGUGCAGGAAUUUAGUAUUAGAGUACCAAAAAAUAGCAAGAAGAAGCACAAUGUUAUGAGAUUCAAUGCAACAUUAAAUGUAGAUUUUUCGAAAUGGUCUCAAGUAAAAAUGGAACGGGAGAAUAAUAUGAAAGAGUACAAGGGUAUCGAAGAAGAAAUGCCAAAGUUUGGUGCUGGAUCUGAAUUUGGACGUGAUGCUAGAGAAGAAGCUAGAAGAAAGAAAUAUGGUAUUACCAGUAGGAAAUAUAAACCGGAGGAUCAACCAUGGAUUUUAAAAUCAGGAGGAAAAACUGGAAAGAAGUUCAAAGGCAUUCGCGAAGGAGGAAUCAGUGAAAAUGCUGCAUAUUAUGUCUUUACGCAUGCUGCUGAUGGUGCGAUAGAAGCCUUUCCUUUACAUGAAUGGUAUAACUUUCAACCAAUCCAGAGAUACAAGUCCCUCAGUGCCGAAGAGGCAGAGCAGGAAUUCAGUCGUAGAAACAAAGUAAUUAAUUAUUUCUCACUAAUGUUACGAAAGAGAUUGAGGAAUGAUGAGGAUGGUGGAGACGAAGAGGAACUAGUAGAAGGUGGUAAAGGCAAGAGACCUGGUAAAAAGGAGAAGGAACUGCAAAUAUCAGAAUUGGACGAAUGGAUGACUGAUGAUGAUGAAUCAGGCAGCGAUGAAGAUGAGAAUAAGAAAGGAUCUGAAGAUGAGGACGAUGGAAAAAAGAAAAAGAAAGACAAAAUUCAAUUGGAAAAGAAGAAAAAGAAGAAAAAUGUCUCAGACGAUGAAGCAUUCGAGGAAAGUGAUGAUGGCGAUGAAGAAGGAAGAGAAUGUGAUUAUAUUUCUGAUUCUUCUGUUUCUGAAUCAGAAUCAGAGCCACAAAAGGAAGUUAAGUCUGUGGCAGAAGAAGAUGCGUUGAGAAAGUUGCUCGUGUCUGAUGAAGACGAAGAUGAGGAGGAACAGACAGAUAAAAAAGACGGAGAAGUAGAUAAGGAUGAAGACGAGGAAGGAAAAGAAAAAGAUGAUAAAGAUAAAGACAAACUUGGUAAAGAAAUGGACAAGAAGAAAGACAAAAAAAAGAAGAAAAAAGCCAAGAGGAAGGAUCAAAAGAAAUCAGCGUCAGGAAAAGAUUCUUCUAGCGAUUUCUCUAGCGAUUCAGAAUCAGAUUCUGAUACAGCGCUAAAAGAGAAGGAUAAUAAGAAGCCCAACAGCGCACACAGUUCAAGAUCCGCAACACCGACACCUUCAGCGUCCGGUGUUUCGGAUUCUUUUAAGAGAAAGCAAUCUGGUUCUCCAGACUUGUCGCAAGCAAAAAAAUUAAAACUCGAUAAUUUCAAUCUAGUUCCAGUAACAUCAUAUAUACCAGGAACGAACGAAUCGGGAAUCACGGAAGAUGCAGUGAGGCGGUAUUUAAUGCGUAAGCCUAUGACAACGACCGAGUUGCUGCAAAAAUUCAAAUCUAAGAAGACUGGUCUCACAUCCGAGCAACUUGUCAACAUUAUGACUCAAAUAUUGAAAAAGAUAAAUCCUACCAAGCAAACUAUCAAGAACAAAAUGUAUUUAUCAAUCAAAGCGCAAUCUAACUGAUUUCAGUGCGCAUAUGCCGCCUCGAGUUGUUCGAGAUUACACAUGUAGUGUUUGUUCAAUUACAUAAUACUGUUCUCUCUCUGUAAUAUAACUUCACAGGUAGAAAUACAUAUACAUAGUAAUUUUAUUAUCAGAAAA